CCAAUCAAAAUCUAAGAACAAAUAUUACUUCCGUGUUUAUCUGGUAGACGGCAGAAGGUUGUCAGUACAAAAUUGAAUAAUGAAUAUUUUUAGGCGUAUUAAUCCGUUGUUAUGUACAAGUAGAGUUUUAAUAACAAAGUGUAAUUUCUUUACAAAGCUCUGCUUGGCCGCCAAAGUUCCUUGUCAUGGCCGUUUCAUUUGUCGACAUUUGACUACAAACUUAACCUCAUGGCCACAUAUACACCAGGAAUCUGCUUGUGUCGCCUACACGAAAAGAUGCUUUUCAGAGACAGACGUCGGUCGCGGUCAUUUAUUGACGAGGACUGACGUUAUUCAAGAUGAUUCACAGGAGAUGGAGGGCGACUCUAAUGACGAGCGUCACCCGAGCCAAAGGCCCACUGAGACGUUCAACCUGGAUGUGCUGGUGACACUGCUGCGUCAGGAAAACGCAGCAGAUAUCUGCGUGAUAAAAGUACCCGAGCACAUCAAAUACACAGAGUACUUCAUAGUUGUCAGCGGCGUAUCACCGAGACACCUACGCGCAAUGGCGCUUUAUGCUGUCAAAGUAUACAAAAUUCUGAGGAAAGAUCAGGAUGCUCAUGUUAAGAUUGAAGGAAAGGAUGCAGAAGACUGGAUGUGUAUUGACUUUGGCAAUAUAGUUGUUCACUUCAUGCUUCCAGAGAAAAGAGAAGUGUAUGAAUUGGAGAAACUGUGGACCCUGCGCUCCUAUGAUGAGCAGCUUAGCAGAAUGCCUGAUGAAAAACUACCAGAAGACUUCAUAUAUGACCUAGAAAACAUGAAAUGAUAAAAUAUUGUUCCAAAUGAUGCUUUAUUAUUUUCAUGCAGCUGAGUUUCUGGAUACCUCUACUAUAUUAUGGUAUAAUUUUUUUUGUCAUUUGCAAGUAUUCUUUGACCAUUGCUGAGACAUUGCUUGUCAAAUGUUUUGAGAAUUUUUGAAAUAAAUUGUUUUUUUAAUGGUAAUCGUUGUUUGUCGAAACAGUCUCGUCAUUUUGCGAAGCUGGAUCGAGAGAGCUUGAAUAAAGCCUAAUUCGGACAAGUGGUAUAGAAAAUAGAUGAAUUCCACUUAGCUUUUCAGCGCAAGGUUUAUCAAAAAAAUGUGGGUUUUUAAACAUUAUUUAACUCAUUGGCUGCCAUUAACGUGGGUAAACGUUCAAUCCAUUUUGACCGGUAGAGCUGGCAGUGAUUAUUCGUUCUGCCAGCCCCCCUGUCAAAUUAGAUUAGACCUCUCACUCCGUCAAUGGUAGUGAAACAAGAUCACUCAAUGCCAGCUAUCCCAAAUCAAAUGGAUUUGAUGUCUAUUAUUGUAAGUUGCAGUGAAUGAGUUAACCAGGAAACAGGCAUGAAAAUCUCUCAACUUUUGGCGAAAUUUGCCGUUUUGAAGUCAAAAAGGGUGCCAAAAAUCGAUUAUUAGAUUAUUCUUCUGUGCUCAAGUUAUAGUUAAGUUAGCGCGAGAGUGGAAGAGAGUUCGUUGCUUCUUGCGUUUCAGUUGUCCAGCAGUAGGUUCGAGUCGUGUUCAUUGGAAAAUGUCCCUGGUGUGUUGUUAAGUCCCGGGUGCGUCUACAAGAGGUGAGUACACGAACCCUCUUGUACUGCUUAGCCUUUAUUGUUGUUUUGUUUCUCGUUAGCGAAGAGCACUACGUUAAUUAGCGACUUCGCUAACAUGUAUUUCCAUGUCAAAUUGUGCGUUCUUCGUUGUCUGGUGGUGUACAAAAGUUACUC
Messenger RNA from Corythoichthys intestinalis (scribbled pipefish), 1740 nucleotides. It is a transcript of the gene malsu1, whose product is annotated as mitochondrial assembly of ribosomal large subunit 1. Gene Ontology annotation, molecular function: ribosomal large subunit binding. The transcript has 4 exons. The record is from RefSeq and is a predicted model, not a curated record. Gene Ontology annotation, biological process: negative regulation of translation; negative regulation of ribosome biogenesis. Gene Ontology annotation, cellular component: mitochondrion. Bases 80 to 805 code for a protein of 241 amino acids. Lineage: Eukaryota; Metazoa; Chordata; Actinopteri; Syngnathiformes; Syngnathidae.